Durio zibethinus is the source of this 1378-nucleotide messenger RNA. RefSeq names its product transcription factor-like protein. Gene Ontology annotation, molecular function: sequence-specific DNA binding. The record is from RefSeq and is a predicted model, not a curated record. Gene Ontology annotation, biological process: DNA-templated transcription. Lineage: Eukaryota; Viridiplantae; Streptophyta; Magnoliopsida; Malvales; Malvaceae.
ACCGCAGCUAAGGAAAAAUCUAGUAUCAAAAGUCCGGUUCGUGGAAGAUAAAGGUAGGAUCCGAUGAAUGAAGAUUGUGAAGGAACAGCGUGAAUGAGUUCCACGUUGAACCAAGAUUGUUUCCUAUGGUGACACGUUUAUCCACACAAGAACUUACAACACCAGCUGGUAAGACGCAUGCAUGACUCCUCAAGUUAGUCAAAGGUUGAAUCCUCAGAUGUUAAGAGUUUAAGACUUUAAGAGCUAGACAUCAGAAAGCUACGUGGACAGAACACUCGACUCAUGUCAUCCCUCGUUUGCAAAGCGUCAUAUUCCUAUAUCAGCUCAGCCCCGUACCCCUCCCCAUUCCAAAUCCACUACUAGCUCACUGCUGCGCGUAAGCCAUGCACUCCAUCUUCUCACUCUAACCGUGUCCAAUGCUCCUUUUUCCAUCUGUUCUCUCCCCUCAACUCCCCCAAUUCACACUUAAACAUCCGUUGCAUGCUACCAUAUUUUUCUUCCAACUUAUAAGUCCCAAAUUGUCCACUCGUCCUAUAAGGCUAUAACCCACACUCCUAUAUUGUAUUAUCAUCUAUUUCGAUUCCCAAAAGGGCAAAAAAAAUGAAGACUCCCGUUGGAGAAAGGUUUUCUGAGUUCUUCGAUAAGUGGAUUUGUCAACUUGAUGAUUACUUGGGACAGCUUCUCAGGGUGUCCAAGGAAAGUUUAAGUGAAGCUGAACAACAAGCUCUGGUGUCAAAACUGACAUCCCAUUAUAAAGAAUUCUACACUGUCAAAUGGACUGCUGCUCAUGAAGAUGUGCUUGCUUUUUAUUGUCCUAUUUGGUUAAGCCAACUAGAGAAUGCUUAUUCAUGGCUCACUGGUUGGAAACCGUCCAUGAUAUUUCGACUAGUUGAGUCAAUGAGGAGGACUCGGGUGCCUGGUCCGGGUUUGGCUGAGUUGACGGAAGAGCAGGUAAGGAAGAUAGAGCAGUUGAGAAUGAAGAUAAAGUUAGAGGAAGAGAGAAUGGACAGGGAAAUGGAGAGGCAGCAGGUGGCAAUGGCGGACAGGAAGAUGGUUGAGCUGGUUCGUAUGGUGAACCGGAUAAGGAAUGGGGAGUCGGUGGGUCAGGUGGACGGCUUGGUUGAGGUGGCUCUCAAGGGCGUGCUAGCGGGGCUGGAGAGGGUCAUGAAAGCUGCUGACUGUGUGAGGCUCAAGACUCUGAAAGGAGUUUUGGAUGUUUUGAAUCCAUCGCAAUCUGUGGACUUUCUGGCUGGGACUUGUAUGCUUCAGAUUCAGCUGAGGCAAUGGGGCCAAAGAAGGGAUACCCCAAAGUGUCCGAGAUUAGAACUGCACAACAAUGUCAAUGUUCUUUUUUAAGAGAAGUUAUUGAAGUUUUGUA